Molecule: messenger RNA, 1368 nt
Organism: Thyridium curvatum
Lineage: Eukaryota; Fungi; Ascomycota; Sordariomycetes; Thyridiales; Thyridiaceae
Exons: 1
Coding region: 1-1368 (455 amino acids)
Biological process (GO): carbohydrate metabolic process; glycerol-3-phosphate catabolic process
Cellular component (GO): nucleus; cytosol; glycerol-3-phosphate dehydrogenase (FAD) complex
Molecular function (GO): glycerol-3-phosphate dehydrogenase [NAD(P)+] activity; NAD binding
Source: RefSeq, a predicted model, not a curated record
AUGCCGGGCCAAGACUCCCUCUCGGUGUACGAGAAGAAGCACAAGGUGACCGUUGUCGGCUCCGGCAACUGGGGUUCCACCAUCGCCAAAAUCGUCGCCGAGAACACCAAGGAGCACCCGGACCUGUUCGAGCAGGAGGUGCAGAUGUGGGUGUACGAGGAGGAGGUGACGAUACCGAAGGACUCGCCAAACUACGACUCCUCCAUGGGCGACAAGCCCCAGAAGCUCACCGAGAUCAUCAACAAGUACCACGAAAACGUCAAGUAUCUGCCCGGCAUCCGCCUGCCCGACAAUGUCAGGGCGAACCCCUCAGCCCAGGACGCUGUCAAGGACGCCUCCAUCCUCAUUUUCAACCUGCCGCACCAGUUCAUCGGCAACGUCUGCAAGCAGAUUAAUGGUCACAUCUUGCCGUUUGCCCGUGGUAUCUCGUGCAUCAAGGGAGUCAACGUCUCAGAUGAGGGAAUCUCGCUCUUCUCGGAGUGGAUCGGCGACGGCCUGGGCAUCUACUGCGGUGCGCUCUCCGGCGCCAACUUGGCUGGUGAGAUCGCGCAGGAGAAGUGGAGCGAGACGACAAUCGCGUACGACCCGCCGCCCAUGGAUCACUCCCGCGCUGCCUCCCCGAGGAGCACCUCUCCCGUGCGCGACGGCGGCGCCCCGGACCUGACCAUCACCCCGGCCGACGUCCAGCAUAAGGAUGCCAAGGGCAAGGCGAGCAAGACGAAGCUGACCCCCAUGCCCUCCGACUACCCGCCCCUGGACCACGAGACCUUUGCCAAGCUCUUCCACCGCCCCUACUUCCACGUCAGCAUGGUCUCGGACGUGGCCGGCGUGUCCCUCAGCGGUGCGCUGAAGAACGUUGUCGCCCUCGCCGCCGGCUUCGUCGAGGGCCGCGGCUGGGGAGACAACGCCAAGGCGGCCAUCAUGCGGGUCGGCCUGAUGGAGAUGGUCCAGUUCGGCAAGGAGUUCUUUGGGGAGACGGUCAAGACGGCCACCUUCACCGAGGAGAGCGCCGGCGUGGCCGAUCUGAUCACCUCGUGCUCGGGCGGCAGAAACUUCCGCUGCGCGAAGCUGUCCAUCGAGAGGGGCGUCAGCGUGGAAGAGGUCGAGAGGACGGAGCUCAACGGGCAGAAGGUGCAGGGCACAACGACGGCCAAGGAGGUCAACAACUUUUUGAAGGCGAGGGGGUUGGAGAAGGAAUACCCGCUGUUUACGGCUGUCAUUGGUGAGCUUUCUUGGUCUUGUCCCCCCCAGACUGAUAGUCAGUCAGUUGCUAACAUCAAUCAAUCAACAGGUAUCCUCGAGGGCAAGCAUGGCGUCGAUGAUAUUCCGAGCCUGGUCGCUAGGUCUGCUCACGGUUUCAAGAAAUGA